AUGGCCACUUAUGUCCUUUCGGAAGAGGCAAUGGUCGUUACCAGCACAGUCAUCUUUGUGAGCCAUAUGAGCAAAAUUGCUCAUCACUCUGUCAUCUGCCACAUUUCCAUAGGUGAUGAUGGACCCAACCAUAUCGACGGCAAACUUAAUCGCCAGCAUUGCUUGUUAUUGCUCAUUGUUUGGAUCGUAAUAGUUAGAGAAACGGCAAACUUGAUACUAUGUACGCAGAAAUUAAUUUCUCUUGUCUACCACUGGCCAUCCCCACAAAAAUGUCUGGAUGGAGCGCGAUUAUUGCGAUGGAGAAGAUAA
This is a messenger RNA of Plasmopara halstedii, 309 nucleotides long. RefSeq lists its product as uncharacterized. NCBI's taxonomy places the organism in Eukaryota, Oomycota, Peronosporomycetes, Peronosporales, Peronosporaceae. The record is from RefSeq and is a predicted model, not a curated record. The coding region runs from base 1 to 309 and encodes 102 amino acids. The transcript has a single exon.